AGAGAUCCACACCAAGAAAUCAUGGGCCUCUUCUUCCAUCUUCUUCUCUUCUUAUUGGCCAUAGCUUCUUUCUCAGAAACCUCGUCUGCAAACCUAGGAGUCUGCUACGGCCAGCUCGGGAACAACCUCCCAACUCCGAACAAAUCGGCGGAGCUUCUCCGGCAACUCAACGCUUCCUACGUCAAGAUCUACGGCGCCGACCGACAAAUCCUAAACGCCCUAAAAGGCGUCAAAAUACACGUUUUAAUCAUGGUCCCCAAUGACCUCCUCCCCAACAUUUCCUCGAACCAAGCACUCGCCGACGGCUGGGUCAGAACAAACGUGGCCGCCUUUUACCCGGCGACCAAGAUCCACUACGUCCUAGUCGGCAACGAAAUCCUCAGCCCCUGGAACGACGACUCUAUCUGGCCCCACCUCGUCCCCGCCAUGCGCAGAAUCAGAUCGGCUCUCAAGAAAUCCGGGCUGGGAAAAAUCAAGGUCGGAACGCCGGUCGCCAUUGACAUGGUGGACGCCGUUUUUCCGCCGUCAAACGCCACGUUCCGCCGCAACAUCUCCGACAUCAUGGUCGACAUGUUGCAGUUUCAUAAGAAGACAAAAUCCGUGUUUUUCGUUGACUUGUACACUUACUUCCCCUGGGUGGAUCAGUUCAAGAAAAUCGACCUCGAUUUCGCGCUGUUAGAGCCCGGGAAUGUUACCUAUUCGGAUCCCGGGUCCGGGUUCAAGUACACCGAUUUGCUGGAUGUGAUGAUUGACGCCGUUAUAUACGCCAUGAAGCGGGUCGGGUUCCCGGACAUACCGUUAUUCCUGGCGGAAACGGGCUGGCCCAACGGCGGAGAUAUCGAUCAGAUUGGCGCGAGUGUUCGCAAUGCCGCCACGUAUAACCGGAACGUGGUGAAGAAGUUCACGGCGCAACCGCCGGCGGGAACUCCGUUAAGGCCGGGAGUGGCAAUGCCGGCGUUGAUCUUUGCACUAUAUAACGAGAAUCAAAAAUCGGGUCCGGGUACGGAGCGGCAUUUCGGGCUGUUGUACCCGAACGGGACCAACGUGUACGAGAUAGAUUUGUCGGGUCAAUCCCCGGAGCCGACGUACGCGCCGUUACCUGAGCCGACUAACAACGAGCCAUAUAAGGGUAAGAUAUGGUGCGUGGUGGCUAGAACGGCUAACCAGACUCAACUGGCGGCUGCAGUGGCUGAGGCUUGUAAGCAAGGGAGUCGGACCUGUAAAGCGAUCCGACCCGGUGGAAAGUGCUAUAAACCGUAUUUGACUAUUCUUCAUGCAAACUAUGCCUUUAGUUCUUAUUGGGCUCGAUUUCGAAAGUCCGGAGCCCAUUGCUAUUUUAAUGGGCUUGCAGUCCAAACUACAAAGAAUCCAAGUUAUGGAUCGUGCAAGGUUCCAAGUGUUACCAUUUGAGAAAAGUUAAGGUAGGAGGCAUCUAUGAUCUAUCCCAGUAUGAAUGCAGGAUGAUAAAAUGUAUUAA
This is a messenger RNA of Ipomoea nil (Japanese morning glory), 1477 nucleotides long. RefSeq names its product probable glucan endo-1,3-beta-glucosidase A6. Gene Ontology annotation, molecular function: hydrolase activity, hydrolyzing O-glycosyl compounds. Gene Ontology annotation, biological process: carbohydrate metabolic process. Gene Ontology annotation, cellular component: plasma membrane. The transcript has 3 exons. NCBI's taxonomy places the organism in Eukaryota, Viridiplantae, Streptophyta, Magnoliopsida, Solanales, Convolvulaceae. The coding region runs from base 22 to 1410 and encodes 462 amino acids. The record is from RefSeq and is a predicted model, not a curated record.